AAAAACUUAAUGGUUAAGUGAGCCUCUACUGCCAAGCUCCAAAGUACAGUCUUUAAAGAAAUGUGGUUUCGUGUUAAGAACAGAAACCUGGAGUUCGGACAAUCUGGGUUCUUUUUGCAGUUCUGCCACAGCCUUUCUUCUGCCUUGAGCGAGAUAUCUUGAGAUCUGGAUUUCAGAGAAAGCGUGACUAUGAAGGGUUUCUGUGUUCUCUGCUGUUGCCUGCGGAAUCUCGAACCUCUGCUUUUGCCUUGAGAGCCUUCAAUGUGGAACUGGCUCAGGCAGAUUAAAGACUCCAUAACUCAGAAGACUACUGGUUUGAUGCGGAUGCAGUUCUGGAGGGAGGCUGUGGAAGACAUAUACUGUGACAACCCACCACAUCAGCCAGUUGCUACAGAACUAUGGAGGGCUGUCAAGAGACAUAAGUUGACUAAAAUGUGGUUCAUGAAGAUCAUUGAUGAAAGAGAGAAGAAUUUGGAUGAUAGGGCAUACCGUAACAUCCAGGAGCUCGAAACAUAUGCUGAGAACACUCAGAGUGCUCUGUUGUACCUCACCUUGGAAAUGCUGGGUGUGAGGGACAUCCAUGCUGACCAUGCAGCCAGUCACAUUGGGAAAGCACAAGGCAUAGUUACCUGUUUAAGAGCAACUCCGUAUCACAGUACAAAACAAAAGGUCUUUCUUCCCAUGGACAUUUGUAUGUUGCAUGGAGUUUCACAAGAGGAUUUCAUAAGGGGCAAGCAAGAGAAAAAUGUGAGAGAUGUAAUUUAUGACAUUGCCAGCCAGGCCCAUAUUCAUCUAGAACAUGCUAGAUCUUUCAGUAAGAAAGUUCCCGCGAAGGCGUAUCCUGCUUUUUUCUGUACGGUUGCUUUAGAUGAUUUUUUACAUAACAUGCGAAAAGUGGACUUCAAUAUAUUUCAUCCAAGCUUGCAAAAGAAGAGUACGUUAUUACCGUUGCAUUUGUAUAUUAGAUCUUGGAAAAAGACAUAUUAAAGUUUGGGGUUUUUUUUAA
Messenger RNA from Myiozetetes cayanensis, 1006 nucleotides. It is a transcript of the gene NDUFAF6, whose product is annotated as NADH:ubiquinone oxidoreductase complex assembly factor 6. The transcript has 9 exons. Gene Ontology annotation, biological process: mitochondrial respiratory chain complex I assembly; biosynthetic process. The record is from RefSeq and is a predicted model, not a curated record. NCBI's taxonomy places the organism in Eukaryota, Metazoa, Chordata, Aves, Passeriformes, Tyrannidae. Gene Ontology annotation, cellular component: mitochondrion. The coding region runs from base 262 to 987 and encodes 241 amino acids.